GACAAUGGAACAACUCAAUUACGCGCUGGGUAUGCUACAGAAGAACUCCCUAGCUUAGUCACUAGAAACGAAGGUUCUCGCUAUAAAGAACGCAGAACGAAUCGUAACAUGAUGGUAUACGGUGACGCCUUAGAACUUGAUUCAGCUAGUAAAACUCAGUCCAAGACUCCGCAUGAGUCUGGAAUAGUCACGUCUUGGGACACAAUGGAGAACGCAUUAGACUGGACAUUCCUUAGAAUGGGUUUAAAGAGCACACCACCACCUAUCGUUAUCUCAGAGCCACUCUGUAAUCUUCCUUAUCCGCGAUCCCAAAUGUCGGAGCUGCUAUUUGAGGCGUAUGACACUCCGAAACUAUCAUAUGGUGUUGACAGUCUAUACUCCUUCUACAAUUCGAAUGGAACAGACGGUCUCGUUAUAAGUGCAUCAUCAAACAUGACUUCCGUAAUACCCGUCUUAGAUGGUAAAGGUAUUUUCUCCACUUGCAAGCGAGUCUCCUGGGGUGGUAUUCAAUCCGCUGAUUUGCUCUUGAAAUUGAUUCAACUCAAAUAUCCUGCAUUUCCAACAAAGGUUACCCCUAUGCAGUCUAAUUUUAUCUUGGAGAAUUGUUGCACUUUCGCGGAUGAUUACAAUGAUUUCAUUAAGGAUAUGGAAAAUCCAGACAAUCUCAAGAAGAUUAAUAAUGUUAUUCAAUUCCCUUACGUUGCUCCAGUUGUUGAUGAGAAGUCAGCCGAAGAACUUGAGCGUCAGGCAGAGAAGAAGCGUGAAGCCGCCCGUAGACUGCAAGAACAAGCAGCGAAAACGCGCCUUGAAAAGCUUGCGAACAAAGAGGCAGAAAUCAAAUGGAUGGAACAACUGAAGGAAAAUAAAGCUAAAGAACAGCCUAAGGCCUAUCUCCGUCGCUUACAAGAUGAAGGUUUUGAAGAUGAAAAGGAGUUCGAAGAUCUCUACAAGCGUACUGUCAAAACGCUGCAAAAAGCAAGAGAUCGUGAAUUAGGUAUCGAAGAUACUGCUGAAAAGGAGCAACCAAGCUUUCAUCUUGUUGAUGUUCCAGAUCAGCAACUUAAUGAAGAAGACCUCAAAGAAAAGAGGAGACAAAGACUACUUAAGGCCGGUUAUGACGCUCGCAUGAGGAUCAAAGAAGAGAAAGAAGCCGAACGUAAAAAGAUUGAAGAGAUAGCUAGACAAGAUGAAUAUGAGAGGACACAUCAUCACGACAGGUGGCUGCAGAAGCUGAGAGAUGAUUACAAGGUCGGACUUAUACGUCAAAAAGAGAAGGAAAGAAUGAGAUAUGCUCUAGCAGACCGUAAAUCAGCAGCUGCGCAAAAUAGAAUGAGAAACAUAGCCGACCUCGCUAACGAAGGCAAGAGCAAUGAACCUAAAGGACAAAAACGAGGCCGCAAAAAGCAAGGUGUCCAACAAGACGAGGAUACAUUUGGCGCUAAGGAUUCUGACUGGAAGAUAUAUAAGGAUAUCAAAAAUGAAAAUGAUAGCGAAGACGAAGAAGAAGAAGCUGCGAAUUUGGACGAGAUGGAGGCCAAGCUUCUCGAGAAUGACUCUCAAUUCACGGUGGAAGAUACCCGCCAGGCCCGUCGCAAAGCACAGCGCAAACUUUUAACGACGUUUUACUAUGGUGGCGAAGAUCCAUAUGAGGACGUUGGUAUGCAUGAUGAACAACAGGAGACACCUGAACAGAUACAACAAUCGCACCAACUCCACCUUAAUAUCGAGAGGUACAGAGUCCCUGAGGUUCUCUUCCAGCCGUCAAUCGCGGGUUCGGACAGAGCGGGUUUGGUCGAAAUGGUCAACCACGUUCUCAAAUCAUUUCAUGGCGAAGAAAAAAGUCGACUAUUAGGUAACGUGUACCUUACUGGUGGCUAUGCAUCUCUCCCAAACUUUGACAAUAAAUUACAAUCGGCUCUUCGUCCGAUAGUGCCAGUUGGCAGUCAAUUCAAUGUUACACGCGCUGUUGAUCCUCGCUUUGACGCUUGGAAAGGUAUGGCGCGUUGGGCACGCGAAUCAGAUGGUGUAACUGGUUGGGUGACUAAACAAAUGUGGGAGGAAGAAGGCCCUGACAGACUAGAAGCUAUUGGAGCUUAUAGGCAUAACUUGACAUUUUAAUUUAUAUGUAAAAUUGUAGUUAUAUUCAUUAUUGACC
Molecule: messenger RNA, 2155 nt
Organism: Wallemia mellicola CBS 633.66
Lineage: Eukaryota; Fungi; Basidiomycota; Wallemiomycetes; Wallemiales; Wallemiaceae
Product: actin-like ATPase domain-containing protein
Exons: 11
Coding region: 109-2118 (669 amino acids)
Biological process (GO): regulation of DNA-templated transcription
Cellular component (GO): Ino80 complex; cytoplasm
Source: RefSeq, a predicted model, not a curated record